This is a messenger RNA of Dreissena polymorpha, 1147 nucleotides long. Its product is annotated as chitin deacetylase 7-like. The transcript is spliced from 7 exons. Gene Ontology annotation, biological process: carbohydrate metabolic process. The record is from RefSeq and is a predicted model, not a curated record. Bases 13 to 993 code for a protein of 326 amino acids. Lineage: Eukaryota; Metazoa; Mollusca; Bivalvia; Myida; Dreissenidae.
CCCAAAUCAGCCAUGCGUGUCCUAUUGGUGAUAGCCGUGCUCGUGGUCGCCGUGAGUGCUCAACAAUGCUCGGACAGCAACUGCCAACUGCCCAACUGCAGAUGUUUCAAUGACAGGACCACUCCUGGAAAAUUGCAGAAAAAUGACAUCCCGCAGAUCGUCAUGGUAUCCUUCGAGGGCACCGUCACGAAGACGAACGUCGAGUUCUACAAGGCGAUCCUACAGGAGACGAACCCCAACAACUGCGCGGGGCGGGGCACUUUCUUCAUCACGGACGAGGGCUCCGACUACUCAGUCAUCAAGGCGCUGUAUGAUGAUGGACACGAGGUGGGCAUCUCCUCCAUAAGGGGCACUGCACCGAAUUCAUCUACUGACUGGAUCAACGAAUUCAAAAAGGUGAAAUCCCAAUUGGAGUCAGUUGGAGUGAAAAGUGGCGAUAUAAACGGUGUUCGCGUCCCUCAACUGUCCAUCGGUAGCGAUAACCAAUUCAUUGGCAUGGGUAGCAACGGCUUAAACUACGACUCCUCGUGUUCCAACGCCGGUCUGUCGGAUGCCUCAACUAUGAUCUGGCCCUUCACUAUGGACUACAUGCCAACGGCCACCUGCGACAAUGGGGCGGCACCUACAUUGCCUUUCCCAGGUAAAUGGGAGGUGCUCAUCUCUGACUACCACGAUCUGAGCGGCGACAAGCUGCCCUGCGUCGUCCCGUCCGCCUGUCGUAACAUCACCACGAAAAGGGACGCCUUCGAUUUGUUCUUCGCAUCAUUUACGGACCACUACACCAACUUAAGGACCCCUUUUAACAUGCUGGUAGACCCCGCGUGGGCCUCGAACCCAGACCUCCGGGACGGCACCAUCGAGUUCCUGCAGUACGUCAGGGCCGCAUUCGGGAAUUCCGUGUGGAUCGUGCCAAUACAGAAAACUAUCCAAUGGAUCCAGAAUCCGACUCCAAUAGCUAACCUUACAACCUUUGCGCCAUGGGGAUGCAAAUAAUAUCAUCAUUAUGUGUAAAGAAAAGGGUACAAAUUAUAUACAAGAUGUUUGACUAGAUAACGCGAUAAGGGGCAUUUCCGGCUAGAGAUGUUUAGUCGAGCAUACAAUUGCUACGACAUUUGUUUAUUGACUAAGAAUACAAUUUGAAACAUUG